Molecule: messenger RNA, 1408 nt
Organism: Aspergillus japonicus CBS 114.51
Lineage: Eukaryota; Fungi; Ascomycota; Eurotiomycetes; Eurotiales; Aspergillaceae
Product: putative C2H2 finger domain protein
Exons: 2
Coding region: 42-932 (296 amino acids)
Source: RefSeq, a predicted model, not a curated record
UUUCGGACCUCAAGAAACGCCUGGCGGAACACAAGGCGAAGAUGGCGGAAGCGCGGGCGGGCGGCAGCAGUGGCGAGGCCACGCCUGUGGGAGCCGGUCAAACACCAACGAUAGGUGGAUACGCCGCAACGUCCACGGCACCGCCGCCAGCGACCACUCCCUCUCAAUUCUCCUAUCCUCAGCCCUACGGCGCCGCCGCAGCCGCCGCUUCUCCCUUCCAGCAACCCCCUCAACAAACGGCCAGCCCCGUGUAUCCGACCUUCUCGCCCGGUGGUCAGGCGAAUGCGCAGUAUGCUGCUCCUCCCACGACCUUCUCCCCGCAGCCGUUUUCGACUGGGGUUUCCGGCCAACCGCCGUACGGUGCCACACCGCCGACAUACCCGACGCAACAGUCCCCUCCCCAGACACACACUCCCCCGCAGCUCGGGGGCGCCUUCCCACCCCGUCCUGUCGGGCUGCCCGCUGCGCCUGGUCUCCCUCAGCGGCCGGCCGUGGGGGCCCCGCAGGUUAACGCCUACCAAAUGCAACAGAUGCACAUGGGCCACACGGUUCCCCCGACCACCGGCAUGAACGGCGCCGACAAGGCUUCCGGAGCGGCGGCGGAAAGCACGGGGUUCUCCGGUUCCGUGGACGAUUUGAUCUCCGGGGCGGCGAAGCAGGCCGAAGCGGCGACGGCGACACCACCGACGACCACGACCACGACUGCCGGCAAACCGGCCGAGGGCGAGGACCAAAAGCCCAAGAAGGACAAGUCCAAGGCGCGAUUGGUGUAUUCGGAUAACGAGACCAGCCCGGAGGAGAAGAUGGCUAGGUUGUCAAGGUACGCAUAUGUUCCUGACCAGCGAGGGGAGACGGUACUUGAAGAGCUUCCAUCCGCCGUGGUGGUGGGGGCGAUCCGGGAGUCGGACACGGUGGUGGAUGCGACGGAUUAGUGCAAGCACAUUCGUACCCGCAGACACAAAACACAUACAAACGCCGAAGGAAAGCAAGCAAAAAAAGAAAAGUCCCAAAAAAGAAAUUCAGAAAAUACACAUCAGCUAAGUUUCUGUUCACAUCACAUCACAUCACACACAUACACACCAAACUGUCAAUGUCUUGUUGUUUGCUACUACUUGACUCGGUGGCAGUGGGUAGGCCGUGGCCUUUGUCUGGGUUGGCCGUCAUUUUCUCCUUCGGAAAAGUGAGCACCGACUGUGCAUGCAACAAGAAAAGAGUAGUUGGUGAGUGCAGAACCUUUUGCUUUGUUACUUUUCUGUGAGAACGACCGAACGAACGAAUCGACAAUUCCAGGGAUUUGAGUCGAGUGAUUGCGGGGUGGGGGACCAGAUUGAUUGGACGUUUAGUAUGGUAUGACUAUGUAAGUUGCGUCUAGAAGGUAGGCCACUUAAAAUAUUGAAUAUGAGAUCAG